AGCAGAGCAAAGCUGUGGAGCCUGAGCUCUUAGCAUCCCUCAGGCCCGCUGCUUGCUGGGCUUCCUUAACUUUGGGCGGUGAAGGGUGAAACUGGAGCCUGCGCUGUAGGGUCAACUGGUACCCAGGAGAAUGAAACAGGCCCUCGUGGACGAUACUGAGGAUGUGUCCCUAGACUUCGGCAAUGAAGAGGAGCUGGCUUUUAGGAAGGCCAAGAUCAGGCACCCCUUGGCCACCUUCUUCCACCUGUUCUUCCGCGUGAGUGCCAUCAUCACCUAUGUGUGCUGUGACUGGUUCAGCAGGAGCUUCGUUGGCUGCUUUGUCACUGUGCUUCUCCUACUGUCCUUUGACUUCUGGUCUGUGAAGAAUGUGACUGGAAGACUCAUGGUGGGUCUUCGAUGGUGGAACCAGAUCGAUGAGGACGGAAAAAGCCACUGGGUAUUUGAAGCCAGAAAGGUACGCUCUGAGACAAGACGGACAAGAACUGGGGCCUCUCCAAACCACAUGGCGGCCACUGAAGCAGAGGCACGCAUCUUCUGGCUCGGCCUCAUCAUCUGCCCCGUGGUCUGGACCGUGUUCUUCUUCAGCACCUUGUUCUCCUUGAAGCUCAAGUGGCUGGCUCUCGUGAUCGCUGGGAUUUCCCUCCAAGGUGCCAACCUCUACGGCUACAUCCUUUGUAAGAUGGGGGGCGAGGGUGACAUCAGCACAGUUGCAGCCAGCUUUCUGUCCCAGACAGUGUUCCAGACGGCUUCCCCAGGUGACUUUGAGCAGCCCAGGCUUGAAGGACUGGACAUCCACCAGCGUUAGGCUGCUGUGGCUGGUGAAUCUGGGGCUUCAAUGAAAAAAGACUGGCCUUUGUCACAGCUCUUACCUUAAAGAGACAGAGAAAAUGAGACCCUUGUGAAAGCCUCACUCUUUAUGCUGGCUGUGUCAUGGCUGCCUGGGGCUCCCCACCCAAGGAGAGCAACGCUGGGGAACACAAUGGAGGCCUCAGCUUGUCCCCACCCCCAGAAACCCUGCUUCUCUUUGUUGCUGCAUGUGGCAAAGGCAGAUUCCAGGCCCGAAGAACUGUCUCUGCUGCUCUGGGUGGGCCAGUCGUCUGCAUUGGAGAUCCACUAACUAGCAGUCCAGGAAAAUGAGAAUACAGGGAAGGGAAUGAGGGCUUUCAAUAGAGACAGCGAGUGUGUGGGCAAAACCUCAAGGACUAAGAAGGAAAUGCUGGCAGUGUGGAUAGAGUAUCUCUCCAGAAACACACGCUACCAGGACAGGCCCUGCAGUGCACACACCUGCCCUCUGCUCUCUUCCCCAUAUCAUCUCAUCUUUAUGGUCACCCACACUGGGGUGCAUCAGUCGGCUGGUCCUUCCCAUGUAUAUGCAGGCAGGCAUGUGUGCAUGCACAUACACACCAUCCCAGGACCAUAUGUAACCCAAAGGAGACACGGCUCUCUGGCUGUGAACCUCCCUUGUGCCCAGGUUCCCAUGUUGCUACCUGGCAUACACUAGGCCCUGCUCAAACAUCCCAGUCCCAUCUUCCCUGACAGGAAAGACAGCUCCCAAACUUGGGUGCACAGCCACCUGCAGCUGAGCCCAAUCUGGUCCGGCUCCUCCCUCUCAGACUCAGGCACCCCGCACUGCUCCACUGACAGGUGAGUCUUUUCAUAGGCACUCACCACUCAGACAAGCUCAACUCUGACCUUGGGGAAGCUGAGCCCCUGCCUGUCUCCUCUUGCCCACACAAGCUGAUAUCCUGGGUGAGCCUGGGAUGGAGACAGGUGUACACCUCUUCCUCAGUUCUCAGAGUGCAAAUAUCAGGAUCCAAAAUACUCAGCAUGGUCCCCAACAGCAUGUCAGUGCCCACUGAAGUGGCGCAGAGAGGGCUGUCUCGGUGUGCUUGCACCCUGCAGUCCUAGGGGCAUGUGGCUGGGAUUUCAUGGAGGUGGAUCUGAGGAACCUGCCCCAGGCCUCACUGCUUCUCUUCUGCGGGUCCAGCUCUGACCCACCAUUCCUGCUCCUACAAACCACACUUCAAGCUGCUAAGAUGACUGCACAAGCAGCAUGGGCCCCAGACUCACCUAUGAGUGGAUCCAGCGGCACUUUGCCCAGGAGAGGGAUCUUCAGAUCCUGGCACAUGGCCUCUGCACCCCCGGUUGUGGGAGGGAAGAUCUGAGACUCCUUCUGUGAGGCAGAAAAAGGAUGCAGUGUUAUUCUGCUUCUAUUUCCUAGGACACUCUAGUUUCCAGAUGUUGCAAAACAGUGGUUUAUUUUGGAUGUGAAACUCAGGCAGACAAGGGCUUGAUGGAGACCCCUCCCUUCCUGACACAGCAGAGAAAGCAGAAACCUAGAGACCACCCCUGCUGUUUCCCUACUAGGUCAAGGGUAUGCAGCGGGCCUGCCCCUGGGACCCUCACCUUGCAUUUGGGGCAGAUGAAGCCACUCAUGUUCUCCACCACACCAAUAAUGGGCAGCUUCACCUUGUGGCAGAAGCUGAUCUCUUUCCGGACAUCCUGGAGGGCCACCUCCUGACAAAGUUCACAGAGAAGUUAUCCUACGGCCUCAGGGCACUGAAAGACACGUGUGUGGUCCAGGGGAUGGCCGUGAUGCUGUAGGUACACCACCAUGGUUUGGUGCUCAAUCACCUGAGGGGUGGUG
Messenger RNA from Microtus oregoni (creeping vole), 2647 nucleotides. It is a transcript of the gene Tvp23a, whose product is annotated as trans-golgi network vesicle protein 23 homolog A. The coding region runs from base 131 to 805 and encodes 224 amino acids. Lineage: Eukaryota; Metazoa; Chordata; Mammalia; Rodentia; Cricetidae. The transcript has 8 exons. Gene Ontology annotation, biological process: protein secretion; vesicle-mediated transport. The record is from RefSeq and is a predicted model, not a curated record. Gene Ontology annotation, cellular component: Golgi membrane.